Messenger RNA from Tetranychus urticae (two-spotted spider mite), 1495 nucleotides. Lineage: Eukaryota; Metazoa; Arthropoda; Arachnida; Trombidiformes; Tetranychidae. The record is from RefSeq and is a predicted model, not a curated record.
UAAUGAGUUGACAAAGAAUUUAAAAUUUCUGCAAUAUUCCUGUUCUCGACUCACUCGCCUGCUCAGCUGAUUAAAAAGUAUCACUCCCUAGAUUUCAUCACAAGUCAUAAAUCAACACACAUAGUAAAGUCGAAUUUAAAAAUAGUUGAUAUCGAUAAUGUCUAUUGAAAUUUUAGAUGAUUCCUGUUUACUCAGAAUAUUUCGUGAAAUCAAUGAUAAACAAACUUUGAUUAUCUGCUCACAAGUUAAUCGACGAUGGCAUUCAUUAAUUUUGCCUAGUUUAUCAUAUACGAAGAGAGCCAAAGGAAGAAAGACUACUAUAUACUAUGCCAAAGGAAGAAAGAAAAAAAGUCAAAUUAAAAGGAACGGAUUCAGUAUUAGCCAGGAUGGUGAAAUCGUUUUUAUCUGGUAUGGAAUCCAGCCUGACCUUUUUAUUCAACAGGGCAGAAAGAUAAAACAACUGUACCAUAUAGACAUGACGUUAGACGAUUUUAAAAAAUAUGUUAAAUAUCUGCCACGAUUGGAACGAUUACAUUUGCAAGGCAGCUCGAAUUUCGCAGAUCCAAGUGCGUAUUAUGAUGGACCUAAACUCGAAAGGCUUGAAAUACUUGAAAUAGAAACAACGUCUUCUGUACAAAGUGAACCAUACAGGGGAUUGAGUUUGAUGGAUCGAUGUCCAUCGCUGAAAAGCGCUUUCCAUUGUGUCCAUGGAGAAGACUUUUUUGUUGACACUCAAGUGAAAAAUUAUCAUUUAGAGGAUUUAGUCAUUGAAAAUACGUAUUCCACUCAAGCAGUUACUUGGCCAACUUUGAAAAAGAUUCUAGGAAAAUGUCCUAAUUUAAAGCAUCUGGCUAUUAGACAUUCGUACGACACUGACAUUGAAGAUGAAAAUAUACCAGAAAUGCUGGAACUAUUACCGAAAGUGGUUCUAAUUGAUUUACGAGUGUCACCUGGUGUUACUUACAUAUCUGCUGAUUAUGUAGAUGAAUAUUGUAAGCUUAAUAAUCGUUCAAUAUCAUUUUAUUAUACUAGGAAACACGAACACGACAUCAGAGUUGAUUGGCCUCAAUUAUCAACUAAAAAAUUCAAAGGCUCUCCUGGCUACUGCUUCAUGAAGCAUUGUUUUCUCAAACCAUUCAACGAAUUACCUAGAGUAAUGGAUCCAAUCUACUUAUUACCUUUACUCGAAUAUGAUAUUCGCAAUAGUAAAACGAAACCUGAUGUUCAGGCAAAUCUAGAUCCUGACAAAGAGGAGGUUGGCUCAUUGGGUUUAGGUAAUUUGUUUGACUAAACGAAAAUAAUAAGCAUUCAAAUUUAGAAGACUUUAAAAUAAUCUUUAUAUAAGACUAACAAUUGACAAUAUUUUUUACCUUUCGUAUUAUGGAAAGAUUGAAGAUACCGAUAUCCAAAAACUGGAUACAAAAAGCGAAUCCAAACAUUGUAAAAUAUAGAGGGAAAUUUGAAAAAUUAACAGUAAACUGUCUUCAAGGGAUUA